CAUUUGUGCAUCACCACCCCGACAUUUCCUCGCACGAUACAAGACACAAAACAACACGAGACGGGUCCUGAACACUACAUGCACCUGCCUCUCUAACUUAUCCUCGUCAAAGGAAAGAAAAGCCGCAGAUGGCGCUAGACCGACCGACCGCACAAACAAACUACAAAAAACCUCGCACCAACACAGCGCACCGAUACCAUGGAUAUAGUGGAAAUGUUGGUACGUUGCGGGCUUUACGCUGGAAUUUUCCUUCACUUCAACUUCGACAUCGACUCAUUUUGCCUCCUUUGUUGUUCGUCCCCCCUUUCUCGCGGGGAUUGUUUUCUUUUCUUACUUGGUUGAUCGGAUAUACCCCCAUCCCCAAUACCCAUGUUUCCAAUAAUAACGACACGACAUGGCACGAGAUUUCGAGGCUCAAAGAUCGUAUUUCACGGCUCUCGACUCAUGGCUCACGAAACAUCAACGGCUGUACUUCAUGUCACUCACGGAAAUACCCCUGCUGUUUGUUUUCAUCUUUUGGGUUUGCUGUUUUGGACGUGUGGUUUCCAGCGUGCGUGUAUUUAAGCGUGCGGGUUUACAUUUUUCUUGGGCGUCUUCUACUUCUCUGA
Messenger RNA from Periconia digitata, 608 nucleotides. Lineage: Eukaryota; Fungi; Ascomycota; Dothideomycetes; Pleosporales; Periconiaceae. The record is from the annotation of a GenBank genome assembly.